Messenger RNA from Apis laboriosa (Himalayan honeybee), 4228 nucleotides. RefSeq lists its product as uncharacterized. The record is from RefSeq and is a predicted model, not a curated record. Bases 1193 to 2104 code for a protein of 303 amino acids. Gene Ontology annotation, molecular function: transcription regulator activity. NCBI's taxonomy places the organism in Eukaryota, Metazoa, Arthropoda, Insecta, Hymenoptera, Apidae. Gene Ontology annotation, cellular component: nucleus. The transcript has 3 exons.
AAAUUAAAUUCUUGAAUUGUUGCGAUUAAUUUUUGUGAUUAAAUAUAGAUUACGAUUUAUUCCGUGCAUAUUAUGGCAUUAUAAUGUGAAAAUUCAUUGAUUCGAGAUACAUGUGUAUAUAAAAAAUCAUUGAACGUGAAUCAUUUAAAAUUCCUCUCGUUUAUUUAACCAAACCUAUAUUUUCUCAUAAAAGCGAUAAAUCUUAUGAGAAAAGAAUAGUAUUUAUUCCAGCAUACAUAGGUGUUCAGUGACAAAGUUCAUCGUAGGACAAAUAUUGCAAUGUGUAUGUGCAUAUAUAACUUGUAUACCGAAGGAUGUGUACGAGUUUAAGCAGAAGAUACAAAGGGGACCAGAACGGCGAGGAGACGAGAAAUCGUAGAGGAUGGGCGAGUGGUCGAGAGGACAGAGGGGUGACGAUGAGAGUGAGUAAGUUUGGUGGGGGAAAAAGGACUCGGAACUCGUGUCGUAGCGGUACGACGUUCGGUCGGGUAUCUCCGCAUCGCGAGCCACACGCUCGGCCGGUGUCGGCUCGCAUACGCGCUCAGUCGUGCACUGGCCUCGCUUGCGAAUGAAUGUCGAGCGAGAGCUAUUCGAUACGUACAACACGAAAUACGUUCACAGUGUUUUCUUCUUCUUUCAUGCAUAUGUAUGUGUGUAAGUGUGUGUAUACACCGGCAAGAGAUAUACAUAUACAUUUAUAUACGUGUAUUGUAUAUAAUACUUUUCUUCCUAUUUCGUCCGUCAAUCGUCUCACGUAGAAAGAGUUAAUGUGUCGUAUACGAAUAUACCAAGUGCAAUCAGUAGUGAUCUAUCGAAACGUUAUGUUAUGACUGAUAUCUAUAUAUAUACAUAUACAUAUAUACUAAUAGUGUAGUGACAGCAGUGACGAAGGGACGCCAAAUCUAACGUGCUCCGAUUAACUUCGUUCCGUUAGUCAGCCGAGUGUGUGGUAAAGUUGAGAGUGCCUGCGAGAGUAGGAAGGAAGAACAAAGAAGCGAGUCCUUUGCCAGUCGGUGGAAGUGAGUGAGGUUUGCGAAGACUGUCUCCUCUUGAAGUCUCUCUUCUCUGUCUCUUCACUCUUUUCUUUGUGGAUCUCAGUGUUCUCUUCAGCUCUUUCUCUCGCUUUCUUCAUCUCUACCAUCGACAUCGUGUGAACAGCAACGACAAGUUGGUUUCGUCUCGAGACGCUAAAAUGAGAUUGGAAGAAGAUCUUGUGAUUCGUAGGAGUAGACCAACGAUGAUUUCUGCAAAAUACCGCGCGAGAGAAGAACGUCGUCGCCUGCUAAAGAUUUCAGCCGGCAAGUUGAGGAGAAUCGAAGACCCGGAGGCUAGUCUAUGCAGAUCGGUUCUUAUAAAUAAUGCUGUCAGGCGACUGCAACGUGAAAACCGAGACGAAAAGACAAGAAAUUACGGACUUCCGGUUGUCACAUAUCUAAAUGACUCCACCAAAGAAAAUAAUGUUUCUAGCAAUCUUAUUGUCGGAAUAACGGACGACGAAACGUCUUCAAGAAAAAGAUUAAGCGAUGAUACGAGGAAUGAUGGAAUCAGUCCUAAACGUCAAAGGCAUGACGAUCUCGAUCUACAGGAUGAUGUAUUUAGUGACUUCUAUAUUCUGCCUCCCACUCCUCGAUUACUCUCUCACAUCGACGAAAUUCAGGAACCUGAAUCCCCUCAUCACCAUCACUUGGUGUAUCCCGAGGAUCGCUUAGGUUCCGUGGACGUCCGAUCAACAACGACGAUCAUUAGCACCAGUACCGCGAACACAACCACGAGCAACAGUACAAGCACGUCCACAAAUAGUUGCUGUAAUUCUAUCAUGUUUUCUACCGAGCUAGAUGGCGCUAGCAGUCAAUUAACCAGCGUUAUUAGAUCCAGUGACGUAGGCAUGAUGGAGGCCUCGGAUGUAGUUGAUCCCGAUAGAAUCUGCGAUUUUGCGAGAUUCGCAGACUCUACAAAGACUUUAGAGGAACGUUUAGUGGAAUUACAAUCGCUGGAUGAACAUUUUGAUUUGGCAAAAUUUGAAAGAAAUAAUAAUCAGAGUUGCGGCAGGGCAUUCCACGACAUUCAGACUUUUCACAGUCUAGUACCUGGAUUGGAAACCUAGAAGGGAGCCUUGUGCCUGGAGCACCCUCCUCUCGUCACGUCUGGUUCGAUGAAGAAACAAAACCAUGACCAUAACGACAACGACGAUGCGGAUAAACAGCUUCGCGGCACAUAUGAGGAACCACGGCAAGGAUGAACCUGGACUUGGAAGAUAGACACUUUGUCUGGAAUAUAGCGCGUCCUAUGUCACUUUGGCUUGAUGGAAUAUAAGCAUCGUCGACUCGAUUGGACGACUUGUUAAAAGGAUCUAUUUAGUAUAUGAAGAGAUACAAAGAGCUUUCAAUAUAUGAUCCAUUAAUUUAUGAUUUAUUUUCGUGAUUGAAUUUUUUUGGUCGUUCAACCGUUUCAACGAAUUCUUGAUUCAGAACAGAAUGAAGGGAGGAGGACGAGGAUAAAUAAGAUUUUUUUGAAAUUAUAUAAUGCGUUUUUAACAAUGCAGAAAUCGAUGAAUGGUUAUUUGACUGGAUUUACAGAGUAUUUUCCAUGUGUAUGUAACUAAUAGAUUGGUAUCACAAAACCGUGUUCAUAUGAAUAUCGAUACCAAAAUGUUCUGAUACGCAUUACGUAUAUAUAAUUUGUAUAUACUCGAAUAUGUUUUUAAAAAGCACAUUAAGGAUUAUAAUAUAAGAGAAUUUGUAGUAAACAUUUUUGGGGAAAAACAAAAAAACAUUGCCAAACAAUGAAAAGAUGCUAAAAAUGAGACGCAUAUGUCUUUUGUAUAUAAAAAAAAUGCCUUUAGAAUAGUUGUAAAUUGAAAUCGAAUGAAUUUCACUAUCGCACGAUUUUGCUACAAUGGGCCUUCGAUUUUUAUUAGCAAUAUUAUCGUUUGUUUUUUAAAUCUUUUUCGUGGUUUCCCUCGGUAAUUUUAAAGAAACAGAAGGGAAAAACAGAUUUUAGGAUUUCGAAAAUUGUGAUUUUUUUUUUUAUAAAUCACAAAUAAUACUGAAUAUAAUACUGAAUGGUGGAAAAUUGCUACGAUUGAUUAUAAAAAAAUGUAUGUAUCUAUUAAAAUAUUUCUUUCAUUUAUUUUGUGGUCUUGUUCCGUGUGGUAAUAAUUGUAAAUUUGUAUGUUUGGCAUCUUUUUAUUAUUUUUUUUUAAAUUAACAUAUUUUUUUAUUACUAAUGAAAAAAUUCAUUAGUUUACGUUGAUUUAUAAAGAUUCUAAUUUUAUUAUGUUAAAAUACGCGAGUGUACGAUUUGUACAUGCUCCUUUGUAUAUAAAUUUUAUUUGACUUUUUUGUUUUUUUGGUAGGAAAAUAUUAAAAAAAUCGCAAAUCAAUCUCGAAUAUUAAACGUAUUAAUAUUGUUAUUAAUAUUGUAGAUAAUGAAAUUCAUAAUGGAUGUUAUAAAAUACGUGAAUGCUCUUGAGAUUAAUUUGCUGAAUUUAUACAUUUUUUUCGUUAAUUAUUUAAGGAAUAAUGCAGCUAUUUUUUUUUUUUUUAUAAAUCAAUACAAUCCACAAUAUUUAAAUUUUUUUGAAUAAAAAUACUAUUUGUAAGUUGAUUUAAAAAAUGGAUAGUGUUAACUGUAUCACAAAAGUGCUAAAAAGGAAUUGGACGAUUAAUAUCAUGCGCAUAAUUCUAAUUUUUUUAUUUAAAUCGACCACUUUUAUACUUGUAUACGGAUAUAAAUUUAAUGAAUCAUUCAUAAAAUCAUUCAUGUGGUUUUUUGUAUACAACAGACACAUUUGGAUCUCCUUUUAGAACGCUGCAUAAUAAUUGGCGUUGUAAUCUGGAGGGUGACCGCGAAAUUACUUACAUGUAUAUUACGUAAUCAAUGAUCGAAGCAUUGUAAAUUUGUACCAAUUUCUAAACACAGCAAAAAAAAAAAAAAAAAAAAAAAUAGAACAAAUGUGGAAAUGAUAUUCAAAGAGAAAUUCAAUCAUUCUUUCAAACGUCUAAACCGUCUUUUGAGGUUAAUUUCUAGACGUAUCAUAUUGUCAAAACAGAGUUGAACUUGAUUCGUGGUUCAGCGCAUCCAUACACUGUAUAUAGCCACAUAUUAGUAUCCUUAAAUAAAAACUAUGUAUAAAAUUUCAUACGUUGUUUAGGUUUUUAGUAAUAGUUAUUCAAAAUCAGUUACAUUAAUUAUAUAAAUAAAUUGCAAAAUAAAUUGCAAAAAUAUA